UCUCCUAGUAACUGGCAUCUUCCAGGGCAAAGAGAAAUGUGUUGGAAGAGAGAGCUGGCUGCAUGGGACUCUGUCUGGACUACUAAUGCUCAGUCUGCUUUUACUGUGGCCGAACUUAACUGACUCACUGGCUAUCCACGGUAUAGAUGUGCGGCUGGUCGAUGGAAGCUCCUUCAGUGAGGGGCGUGUGGAGAUCUACUAUGCUGGACAGUGGGGGACGAUAUGUGAUGAUAACUGGGACAUGGCAGAUGCAGAUGUCGUCUGCCGCUCCCUGGGCUUCACAGGUGCCACUGAAGUGAAGACGAGUGCAGCAUUUGGGGAAGGAUCAGGACCCAUUCUUUUAGAUGACGUCAACUGUCUCGGGACAGAGACAUCUCUCACACAGUGUAGUUCUGGAGGAUGGUUCAACAACAACUGCGGACAUGGGGAGGAUGCAGGGGUGGUGUGCAUCAACAGAAUUAUAUACAAUCCUGGGACUUUUGUUUUGGAUCAUUCUGGAAAUUUUUCUGAGGACUUUGGUAAAUUAUAUGACAGCCAGCAAGACUGUGACAUCAACAUCACAAUCAUGACAGCAGCAACCAACCUGGAAUCUCAUGGUCAUGUAUGUGCACAUAGCCUGAUUCUCCACACAAACAAUGAGGCCCGUAUUCUACUGGAGCGGAAUAACAACUCAUACACAUUGCUGGUGGAAAAGGAGUGUUUGCCUAGCAUGAAAAGCUUUCUCAGAUAUUUCUACUCCAGACAUAUUGAAAUCACCUUGGAUUCAGUAAAGUGCAUCCACAAGUUGGCUUCAGCCUAUGGGGUGCCAGGUCUGCAAGCUUACUGCCGGCAGAUCUUCCCGUAUCUUCUUCCGUUGGACCCCUCCUUCCGUCGCGCACUGGAACUGUAUGAACAUAGCCUGUCUAGUGGAGAUAGCACCCUGCAGCAGCUCAUCCUGCAGUACCUGGCCUGGAACUGUGAGGCCCUGUCCCGCACCGAGGCCUGGUUGGAUCUCAAACCAGACAAUAUGGAGGCUCUGCUCUCUCGUACUGAUUUGGUGAUUGAGAGUGAAUGGUCACUGUUGAAAGCUCUUGACCGCUGGGCUCAGGCCAAUGGGCCAGGUGAAAUAAUGAUAGGGCUUUUGAGAAAGAUCAGAUUUCCCAUGCUCGUCCCAGAACAGCUGUUUAAGUUGCAUUUCAACCUGACAUUGUAUGGGCACUAUAAUUAUGCGCUCCAGAGGAAGAUUCUGGAAGCCCUUGAAUUCCACACAGUACCAUUUGAAUUCUUUAGGCAAUACAAACCCCAAGAAUUCAAAAGUGAUGCAUAUGUCCCUCGUUAUUAUUUUGCUUCCACUUGGAGCACAUACCUAACACAUGAACUCUUGACACAGCACAAGGGAUCUAGUGCCUCCCAGUCAUUUGAAACCCCUGAACACCCUAGUUUUCUUUUCAACACUCAGAACAUAUCCUGGUCCUUCACUUACCAGGACAUUGCACAAGGCUGCCAAAACGAUACUUUCUGCUCAUCAGACACUUUCCUUAUUCUCCAUCUUGCACCAACAGGUUCCCAAGAUGACACCAUCUGGUACGAGAACAAAGCACUCAUGGUCUGCCAGGACUCCUAUAUCAUAAAUAUUCUUGACUUUAAAAAUGGUACAGCUGUGGUCCCAAAGACCAACAUGUUUGACUUCCCUUGCCCAACUGGCUAUGCCGGUGUCAUGGCUCUGGUGCGUCCUGGUUACAAGCUGAAUGCAUAAAGAGCUAGGUAUUUCCUUCCUAGUGCGGCAGGAGAAGAGUGGAAGUCUUUCUCUUGAGGCACAUCUGGUAAAAUCCCUGCUUUUAUUGUUUUCCUGUAACUGUAACUUGAUUGUAAUGCUUACUUAAUGCAUAACUCUUGAAGGUUCAGAAUUUUUGUCCAAUGAAAAUAGCCAUAAUGGGAGAGAUUCUAUGCCUGUCCAGAUGCCAAUAGGAUCUCAAGAUCUUACUGCGCUUUUACAUUGGCUGUGUGCAGGGGUCAUUUCGUAGAAAAAGAGGUGCAGGAG
This is a messenger RNA of Gekko japonicus, 2020 nucleotides long. It is a transcript of the gene LGALS3BP, whose product is annotated as lectin, galactoside-binding, soluble, 3 binding protein. NCBI's taxonomy places the organism in Eukaryota, Metazoa, Chordata, Lepidosauria, Squamata, Gekkonidae. The record is from RefSeq and is a predicted model, not a curated record. The transcript is spliced from 6 exons. The coding region runs from base 86 to 1735 and encodes 549 amino acids. Gene Ontology annotation, cellular component: extracellular matrix; membrane.